AAAUAGUCAUUUAGUUUCAGCAAAUUGUAGAUCGAGUACAUACAAAGUAUUCCUAAUUGAUUCUUCGCCCAAUCUCAGGAUUUGAAAAUAUUCCAAUUAAGAAUAUGCCUGUGUUUUUUAGUUACAAAUCAGAGGUCACAAAGUAGAGGUCACAACUUUAACAGUUAGGAGGAGGAUACAGAGAAUCCUAUUUGAAUUCUGGCAAAAGAUUUUGCCCCCAAAAUGAGAUUUCCAGUAGAGAUUGUUCUAUUUCUACUAUUGAAUACAUGUGAUGCACAAGGACAGUGCUCCCUUAAUUCAAUACCAAAUGGCCAAUUUUUACCAAGAAAACAAACUUUUAAUGAAGGUGAAGUGAUAAGAGUUGAAUGUUAUCCAGGCCACAGUCUUCAAAAUAAUCAUGACAAAAUUACAUGCACCAAAAAUGGCUGGUCUAUUGCUCCAAAUUGUGAAAGGCUAAAAACAUGUUCAGUACUCAGAAAGAAUUUCAAUAAUGGAUUUUUUACUGAUUCAAAUACACAUUACCUUGUUUAUACACGUGCAAAUUAUCAGUGUAAAGAAGGAUAUGGAACAGCAAAUGGAGAAAAAAAUGGAUUCAUCACCUGUGGGAUAAAUGGAUGGUUGAGUCAAGCAACAUGUAUUAAAAUUUGUGAUAUUCCACGAUUCAUAAAUGCCAAACAAAAAGGGAAUAAUACAUUUCUUAAGCCGAGAGAACAAUUAGAAUAUGAAUGCAUGGAUGGAUAUGAAUUUGGAAGUGGACAAACAAAAGGUUUCAAAACAUGUUAUGGGGAUGAGUGGCCUACAGUGAUUGAAUGUUAUGAAAAAGCAUGCAGUCUCCCUCUUCUACAUGAGAUGGAACCUAAUCUCAAGAAAGAAAAAUAUCAAGUUGGAGAUGUAUUGACUUUUCGCUGUUUCCGUGGAUUUAAAAUAGCUGGACCUUCAUCUGUGCAGUGUUAUCAGUUUGGAUGGUCCCCCAGGCUUCCUACAUGCAAAAAGGAAGUAAAAUGUUGUGAGCAACCACCAGAAAUUUUGAAUGGCAUAGCUAAGGACUCAAAGAAGAAAGUAUAUUGUCAUAAUGAUGUGGUAGAGUAUAAUUGUGACCUUGGAUUUGUAAGGAGAGGACCCGGGAAGAUACAAUGCAAUGAUGGAGAAUGGACAACUUUACCCACUUGCAUUGUGGAAAAAAGAAGAUGUUCACGAGUACCUGAAAUUGUCCAUGGCUAUAUUCAGACGCCUGAUCUGUCAUAUUCUCAUGGGGCUUCAGUGGAAUAUGGCUGUGUGGAGAAUUUUAUAAUGGUUGGAAAAAAGACAAGCACAUGUAUUCAUGGACAUUGGACACAGCCACCGACCUGCAUUGAACAAGACAGACUUGGGAGAUGUGCAUCAAAAAUUUUUGAAGAUUUUCAAGUCAACCUAAACAAUGAAUUUGAUGAUAUUGUCAUUAGUUACAAAUGUAACCGGAAUUCAGAAUUCAAAAGUACAAAGUGUAUAAAUGGAAGAUGGUCUCCUCCACCAAGUUGUUCAAAAGGGAAAUCUUGUGCACCUCCACCACAAAUACCUAAUUCUCAGGAUAUGAAUAUAACAAUGAAUUAUGAGGAUGGUGAAAAAUUUGGUGUUAUUUGUAAAGAAAAUUACCUUCUUCAAGGACAAGAAGAGAUAAUAUGUGAAAAUGGACUUUGGAAUUCAUUACCCCGAUGCAUUGAGAAAAUAAGAAAAUGUGGACGACCUCCACCUAUUAAUGAUGGAGACAUCACAACCUUCCCAUUACCUGAAUAUGUGCCAGAAUCAAGAGUGGAAUAUAGAUGUCAAAAAUAUUACAUGCUACAGGGUUCCAGAUUUGUGACAUGCAAAAAUGGAAUAUGGACAGAUCCACCAACAUGCCUUAGAAUUCCAUGUGGAGAACCACCUCAAAUACAUAAUGGUAUCAUUCCCAAAGUGUCAAAAAGUUAUGAAUUUGGAGAGGAAGUGACAUACACAUGUGAAGAAGGUUAUAACAUUGAUGGACUGGCAACUAUAACUUGUAGUGGAGGAACCUGGUCUAGUCCACCACAAUGUAAAGAUGUGAGAUGUUCAAGGCCACCCAGGUUUAAUAAUGCUGACAUGGUUGUCACUUCAAAAAGCUAUUAUAUGCCAGGAGAUAAAGUGGUUUAUCGUUGUCUAUCAAAUUUCCAGCCUGAAGGAUCAACUGAGGUAAUUUGUAUAGGACCCAACUGGAAAGGGGAUCCUCAGUGCAAAGAGGAAAUAAGAAAAUGUGGACCACCUCCAUCUAUUGAUAAUGGAGAUAUCACAACCUUCCCAUUACCUGAAUAUGCGCCAGAAUCAAGAGUGGAAUAUAGAUGUCAUCAAUUUUAUGUGUCACAGGGUUCCAGAUUUGUGACAUGCAAAAAUGGAAUAUGGACAGAUCCACCAAUAUGCCUUGAGACAUGCACAAUAUCUGAAAGAAUAAUGAGGAGAAAUAAUAUACAGCUUCGAUGGAAACACACUGAAAAAAUUUAUUCAAGACCAAGACUACAUAUUGAAUUUUCUUGUAUUUGGGGAUACCGUAUGGCUGAGGGAUCACCUCCAUUUCGAUCAAUAUGUGUGGAAGGGAAAAUCAAUUAUCCCAUAUGUGAAUAGUAUAACCUUUCCAUGGUGUUGAGUUUUAUGCUAAUUCUGAGUUCUUGUGAUAUGAGUUUUGCUCCUACUUUGUGACAUUCUCCCUAACCUAACGUAAUUCUAUUAAAUUCAAAAGUAUGAAUUAUUGUAAUAUUUUUGCAUGAUUAUCAGGAUAUAAUGAUGAGAAACCUACAUGAUUCAUUUUUUCCUUCAAUAAAAUGCUUUUUUCUAGUCUCAUGUAAAAAACCAUUUUAAGCAUUCAUUUUCUAAAAUGUUAAGUAAUGAAUUCUCUCCUCCUUUCCUUACCCCUGCAUGAGAUGAUCACGAGCAAUUCAAUAUCAGUUGAACAUGUGCUAUCACACAAAAUAUGUUUCCAUGUUCCAAAUGUUUUGGAAGAAGAUGUUGAAAAACAACUAUAAAGAAAAUAAAGUGAAAAUAGUAAACCUUGAUCUACAUUCAAA
Molecule: messenger RNA, 3053 nt
Organism: Monodelphis domestica (gray short-tailed opossum)
Lineage: Eukaryota; Metazoa; Chordata; Mammalia; Didelphimorphia; Didelphidae
Source: RefSeq, a predicted model, not a curated record